AUGGAAUCCUCCAUCUCUUCAGGCGACGCCUCGAGCUCGCGAUCUUCAAGAUCUGUCAACGACCCUGUUCUUCGAAACACGUUGCGCUACACCAUCUCAGCCCGCGAAUAUGCAAGCCUGCACAAGUACAUCCUUUCUCGAUCCCGCGUGCUGCGUCGCGCAACACCAACACCAAACCGUGUUGAAAAGGCGCUGCAACCGCCAAAAGGUGGUGAUGAUUAUAAUGCGAGAACAGUGCGACAUGCGCUCAGGGUCUUUGUGAUGACUUUCCUCGGCAUGAAGGGAUGGGAUAUUGUCGCGAAGAGGAUGGGUAAAGAAGAACCCAGUACUGGCGGCAAAAAGAAGCCAUUCUACAAAUCUCCUGCCCUGAGACUGUCUAUUUCGCUUUCCACCAUUCUUCUCCUUUACAGAAUCCUCUUCCGUUUCUUCACUCGACUGCGUGUGCAUCUCCUCGACCCUCAAGUCGAGCCUUUCCGCGCGCGCAAUCCCCGAACUGCAGCGAUGUUGACAUCUCCCUCUGCACCCGCCAUUGGUGCUUCAUUCGCUGGCCUGGCUCUUGGCAUUUACCCAGCACAAAAGAUGCGCGUCACUAUCGCCAUUUACACAAUCUUCCGUGCUUUGGAGUUUGCCUACAACUUCUGUGAGGCUGAUGGCCUCAUCUGGGGCCGAAAGAACGGCGUCAAGAGGGAGAGGCCUUGGUGGUUCGGAAGCUGGAUGUUGCAGCCAUUUGCUUUUGGGCAGCUUCUUCAUGCUGCGGUUUUUGAUCGCGAUUGCUUCCCCAAGCCUUUUGGAGAUUUGAUCUUCAAGAGCUCAUCGGCUUACUUGCACCCGCGCCCGCAGGAUUGGCCAUCGAGCGUUAAGUGGCCUCAGACUUCUGAGAUCGUUGAUAGCUUGGCUCAAAUGGCGCGCCUGAGCUGGCCUGCCUAUGUUUCUCCCACUCUCUUCCCUGGCAAGGAGGUUCUUCCUCCUAGCCUCAGUGCAAUUGCGCCACUGACAUCUCGAGCUCACCCUCUGAUCACAUCUCUCUCCUGCGCCACUUUGCACCCUGGAGACCCAUCUUGUGCCCGAACCUAUCUUACUUUCUGGCUUCAGACUUUCCCAUCAUUUGCUCGCUUCUUCGUCGCAGUCUUCUCUGCCCUAACCGUUAUUCCCCGAUUCUCCAGCCUGUACCACAACCCUCUGGCUACCCUUCAACGCAUCAUCACCAAGGCUCUUCGCAUGUCUACGUUUGCAACAGGUGCGCUUUCCACAGCCUGGGCUUCGAUCUGCUUCUUCCAGCAAUGGCUCCCACGCCACGUUCUUGCUACUCAGCGUGUCUUCCUUGGUGGUUUCUUCGCUGGUCUCUGGGCAUUCGUUGAACGACGAAAUGGCCGUGGACUGUUCCUGUACAGCGCUCGCGCCAGCGUCGACAGCCUCUGGAAGGUUGGUGUGAAGCGACGUUGGUGGAAGAGCAUGAAGGGCGGUGAUGUCUGGGUCUUCAUGCUGGCACUCAUGGUCACUGGUGUUGUCUACGAGAAGGAUGCUCAAGCGAUCCGCGAGACUAACUGGCGAAAGGGAGUCAGCUGGCUCCAGGGUCAAGGAUGGAGAGAUUGGGGAGCUGAGGAUGAUGAGGAUGAGGAGAACAAGGAUAAGGAGGAGUGA
Fusarium musae is the source of this 1641-nucleotide messenger RNA. RefSeq lists its product as uncharacterized. The record is from RefSeq and is a predicted model, not a curated record. The transcript has 3 exons. The coding region runs from base 1 to 1641 and encodes 546 amino acids. Lineage: Eukaryota; Fungi; Ascomycota; Sordariomycetes; Hypocreales; Nectriaceae.